AUGACAGCUGUAAUAAUGUGGUUCGGACCAUUAUUGAUGGCUCAACCCUUUCCAAUCGAAGUUGAAUAUCCAUUCAAUGUAAAUAAACAACCAUUAAGAACUAUUAUUUACUUGCAUCAUAUAAUGGCUGUAUACCAAAGUCGUACGCAAGUAUGUAGCAACAUCUUCGUAGCUCUCCUGCUUUGGUUCACAGCAGCAAGAUUCGAGAUUCUAUCCCAUAAAUUUCAUAAAAGUACAAGCAUCUCAGAAUUCAUAAUCUGUAUACAGCUGCAUCAACGACUAUUACGGUAA
Molecule: messenger RNA, 291 nt
Organism: Trachymyrmex septentrionalis
Lineage: Eukaryota; Metazoa; Arthropoda; Insecta; Hymenoptera; Formicidae
Exons: 1
Coding region: 1-291 (96 amino acids)
Source: RefSeq, a predicted model, not a curated record